AUGGCUUCUUCUUCCCGCGAUCUUUUUGAUCGGCAAUUUGAGCAGCAAUUUGAUCAGUAUUUUGAUCAAUAUUUCGAGCAGUAUUUCGAGCAAACAUUUCAGAAUCUUCUCAGUGAUCAAGAAGCGGCUACCUCAUCAAAGAAAAAACGAGCUGUCAUAGAAAGACAUCGAGAAGAAGGCCACAUAAGAUUAUGGAAUGAUUAUUUCAGCGAAAACGCAAUAUACCCUGAUCACCUUUUCCGGCGACGUUUUAGAAUGAACAAAGCAUUGUUCUUGCGUAUUGUUCAUCGGCUCUCCAACGAAGUCCCUUUCUUUCAACAGAGGAGAGAUGCUCGGGGUAGACUUGGUCUAUCUGCACUUCAAAAAUCUACAACCGCAAUUUGUCUCUUAGCUUAUGGUACUACGCUUGAUUCCGUGGACGAGUACCUCCGUCUAGGAGCAACUACUGCUCGUUCAUGUCUUGAAAAUUUUGUGGAAGCAAUUAUAAAUCUUUUUGGGGACGAGUACCUCAGAAGACCCACAGCAGAAGAUCUUCAACGUCUACUUAAUAUUGGAGAGGAACGCGGUUUUCCCGGGAUGAUAGGAAGCAUCGACUGUAUGCAUUGGGACUGGAAGAAUUGUCCUACCGCUUGGAAAGGCCAGUAUACACGUGGUUCUGGGAAACCCACAAUAGUUUUAGAAGCGGUUGCUUCAUAUGAUCUCUGGAUUUGGCAUUCAUUCUUUGGACCUCCAGGUACCCUCAACGAUAUUAAUGUUCUUGAACGUUCACCCGUUUUUGAUGACAUUAUAAAAGGUCAAGCUCCGAAAGUGAAUUUCUUUGUCAAUGGAAGGGAGUAUCAUUUGGCAUACUAUCUGACAGAUGGUAUAUAUCCAAAAUGGGCAACUUUUGUCCAAUCUAUUCCAUUACCACAAGGCGAAAAAGCACGCAAAUUUGCUGAAGUUCAACAAUCUACCCGGAAAGAUGUCGAACGUGCUUUUGGAGUCUUGCAAUCAAGAUUUGCUAUAAUCAAAAAUCCUGCUUUGUUUUGGGAUAAAGCAAAAAUUGGAAAGAUUAUGAGAGUUUGUAUCAUCCUCUACAAUAUGAUAGUCGAAGACGAACGAGACGGAUACAUGCAUUCUAAUGUUGAAGAAUUCCAACAAGGAGAAGGAGGGGGAAGUUCUAGUGUGGAUUACUCGUAUUCCACAACUACGCCUACAAAUAUUCUAAAUAUGAUGGACACCCGGAAAAAAGCUCGAUCAAGAGAUGUGCAUCACCAAUUAAAAAAAAAAUUUAGUUGA
Molecule: messenger RNA, 1278 nt
Organism: Eutrema salsugineum
Lineage: Eukaryota; Viridiplantae; Streptophyta; Magnoliopsida; Brassicales; Brassicaceae
Product: putative nuclease HARBI1
Exons: 1
Coding region: 1-1278 (425 amino acids)
Source: RefSeq, a predicted model, not a curated record